Messenger RNA from Triticum aestivum (bread wheat), 1248 nucleotides. RefSeq names its product wall-associated receptor kinase 3-like. Gene Ontology annotation, cellular component: plasma membrane. The transcript is spliced from 2 exons. Lineage: Eukaryota; Viridiplantae; Streptophyta; Magnoliopsida; Poales; Poaceae. Bases 1 to 1248 code for a protein of 415 amino acids. Gene Ontology annotation, molecular function: ATP binding; protein serine/threonine kinase activity. Gene Ontology annotation, biological process: protein phosphorylation; cell surface receptor signaling pathway. The record is from RefSeq and is a predicted model, not a curated record.
AUGUCCAUGCAGACGAGGCAUCCUUCUCCAAGAAGUACCCGAGGGGCUUUCCCAUUGUUCUGGACUUCACCAUUGGAAAUAGCUCGUGCCCAGCGCAGGGCCAGCCGCUACCUCAGGGCUAUGCAUGUCUCAGCGGCAACAGCUCGUGCGUGGAGGCAACCAACAGGACCAGUUAUGUCUGCAAGUGUUGGGAGCACUACGAUGGCAAUCCUUACAUCCCUGGUGGUUGCCAAGAUAAAACUCAAAAGAUUCUACGACCAAAAUGGUGGUCCGGUACUAAAAGGUGUAAGGAAUAUAAGGAUCUAUACAAGGAGACAACUUAAGGAAAUAACAAAUAACCACCAGGAUGUCAUUGGAGAAGGUUACUUUGGUAAAGUUUAUAUGGGGGCUCUUAAAGAUGAAAGCAAAGUGGCUCUAAAGAAAUCUAUCAAAGUUGACAAGGACAUGAAGAAAGAAUUCACUGAUGAGGUUAUAAUCCAAUCCCAAAUGAGGCACAAGAACAUUGUUAGGCUCCUUGGGUGCUGCUUACAAAUGGAUGUGCCCUUGUUAGUGUACGAGUUUGUAGUGAGAGGCAGUCUAUAUGAUGUUCUCUUUAAUCAUAGAGAUAUCGUUAUAGUGGAUAAACGUUUGAAGAUUGCGGUUGGAUCAGCUGAAGGUUUAGCAUACAUGCAUUCAGCAGGGGAGAGUACUAUCCGUCAUGGUGAUGUUAAAUCUGCCAAUAUUCUUCUUGAUCAAUAUUUCACUCCAAAAGUUUCAGACUUUCGAACUUCGAAGCUGCUUGCAAGAGGAAAAGACGAGAAGACUGAGCGUGUCAUUAGGGACAUGAGUUACAUAGAUCCAGUAUAUAUGCAAUAUGGGACUGUUACGCAAAAGAGCGAUGUGUACAGCUUCGGUAUAGUUCUCAUAGAGCUUGUCACGAGGACGCCCGCGACAUAUGAUGAAGGGAGGAGCUAUGUUGCAAAGUUUGUCCAGGCAACUCAUGAUAAAAGAGUAAGUGAGCUCAUUGACAACGACAUUACAAGCCAGAUUGAUAUUAAACUAAUGGAAAUGGUCAGCGCAGUUGCUGUGGAUUGUCUAAAACCAAAUCCAAAUGAACGCCUAGAUAUGAAACAAGUAGAACAACUUCUUGACAACAUUAUUGGACAAUCUGCUCAGCCUGCCCAGGACAUAAAUAACCAAGGAAAUCCUAAUUCUACUCCAGCUAAUGUUGCUUUGCUCACGCUAGGUAAUGAAGCACCGAUCAAUUAA